AUGGCACAGAUCUUUCUAGAUAGAGCCAUUGCGCGUGAAAUGAGAGUUUUGAACGUUCUGUGUGUGAAUAGUGGCUGCACUUGGACGGGUUAUUUUCGCGAAUAUGAGGGGCACGUUGACAGCUGUAAAUUCGAGUUAAUUAUUUGUUCCUUGGAAGGGUGCACCCAGCUAAUACAAAGACAACACCUAGAAAAACACACAACGGAAGAAUGUUACAUGCGCAUGGUUAAGUGCACAUACUGUGAUAUAGACUAUAGUUAUAACAAUCUUAAGAUUCACCAGAAUCAAUGCCCGAAAAUGAAAGUUUCAUGUGAUUUGUGUGGUGUUGCGUUAUUGAGAGAGAAGAUUGAAAAACAUAAAGAUAUUACAACUGGUGACUGUACGAAAAAGAGGCAGCCAUGUGAAUACGAACCAAUUGGAUGCACAAUAAUGGUAGAGGAAGGUCAACAGUCCGUGCACAAUAAGAACGAAGUUCAACAUCAUUUAGAGCUUCUUCGUAACAGCACAGUUAAAUCCAAAGACUUGAUAUCAAGAAUUCAGAACGACAGAGCCCACAUCAAUGAAUUAAAUCCCAUAAUAGAGCAAAAUAGGGCUAGAAUUGGAACAAUACAACAACGCGUAAAAGAAUGUGAAGUAUCAUUGCAACGGAAUGCUAAAUAUGUUUCGGAGGGAAAUUCAAAUGACAAAUUGAAAGACGUAAUCGAUAGUAAACAGAAACAAAUCAAAGAAUUACUCGCUAAACUUAUCGUAUUAGAGCGUAAAGUCAAUACAUAUGAAGGGAUGGUUGCUGUUCUCUCGCGCGAAAUGGAAAAUAACGACGAGAAACUAAGGAUUAUAAAACGUCAGGAAAAUCAAAUCAAACAACGAAUUAAAGAUUUAGAAAAUAAGUGCCGAUCACAGGAUCGUAUAAUCGCAUUGAAGGAUGUAUCAUUGGCUGAACAAGAUUUACGAAUUCAAUUGCUUGAGAUGACAACAUAUGAUGGAGUAUUAGUAUGGAAAAUUAGUGACUUUGCUAGAAAGAGACGUGAUGCAAUUUCAGGACGCACGACUUCAAUAUACUCUCCGCAUUUCUUCACCAGUCCUUAUGGCUACAAAUUAUGUGCUAGGGUGUAUUUGAACGGUGAUGGUAUGGGCAAGGGAAAUCACGUGUCUUUGUUCUUUGUAGUGAUGAAAGGAGAGUAUGACGCAAUCUUAAAAUGGCCAUUUCGUCAGAAAGUCACUUUGAUGUGGCUGGAUCAAUCCAACAGGGAGCAUGUGAUUGACGCUUUUCGACCAGACCCUUCGUCCAGUUCAUUCAAACGCCCAACAGGAGAUAUGAACAUCGCAUCCGGGUGCCCCUUGUUUAUGCCACUGAAUGCCUUAGAUCGUGGUCAAAGCGAAUACGUCAAAGACGAUGUGGCAUUUAUUCGUAUAAUUGUAGACACAACUGACUUAAUUAACUGACUAAAUUAACCAAUCCGGUAAAAAUAUUGCUAUUUCAAUCCAAGUAUGAUAACAUAUUUCUGAAAUUCAUUUUUUUAUGCAAUGCAAA
This is a messenger RNA of Saccoglossus kowalevskii, 1531 nucleotides long. RefSeq names its product TNF receptor-associated factor 2-like. Gene Ontology annotation, cellular component: cytoplasmic side of plasma membrane; plasma membrane signaling receptor complex. Gene Ontology annotation, biological process: regulation of canonical NF-kappaB signal transduction; signal transduction; regulation of apoptotic process. Gene Ontology annotation, molecular function: zinc ion binding; tumor necrosis factor receptor binding. NCBI's taxonomy places the organism in Eukaryota, Metazoa, Hemichordata, Enteropneusta, Harrimaniidae. The record is from RefSeq and is a predicted model, not a curated record.